This is a messenger RNA of Rodentolepis nana, 915 nucleotides long. NCBI's taxonomy places the organism in Eukaryota, Metazoa, Platyhelminthes, Cestoda, Cyclophyllidea, Hymenolepididae. The record is from the annotation of a GenBank genome assembly.
AUGAUUAACUUUAAAAAAGGCUAUAAGAAAAAUCGCCCUCGUCAAAGCGAAUCACGACGUCUUCAGAUCCUCCAGUGGAAUGCUGGAGGAAUGUCUCCGGACAAAAAGAUCCAAGUACAGAAAAUCCUACAAACCUAUGAUGUAGACAUUUUCACAAUUAUGGAAGCUAACAUUUCGGAUGACAAACUGAAGUACUACCAAUUCCCAGGUUACACCCUGUACAAUCUACCUAAAUACCGGCAAGUUGCAAGUGGAAUUCUAACUGGAGUAAAAGAAGGCCUCACCUCAUACCACUAUCUAAUCAAGAGUAUGGGCUCGACACAAGACAAAUGUGAAAUAAUCAGAUUAAAUGUUUGGAAAUGUCAAAACCACUUCAAGAUAGACCUCAACGUCCACUCCACCAGAUGGGGCUACAAGGAUACAAACAUAGGUGAGAAAGAAAUUGAAGACAUGCUAAACAGCAACAUUCUGGAACUUAUUUACAGCAAUGAGUAUCCGACUACAUAUUUGCACUACAAUGGAUCCAGAACAACCCCUGAUUUACUCUUGGCUUCAAGCGACAUCAGUGGGCAUACUCGCCACAAAAUAAUUGACGAUCCUGGUUCUGGUCACAAACCAGUCAUUGCUAAUGUGCAAAGAAAACUAUUCCCCGAGGCAAAACUAAACAAUUUCGAGUGUUUUGGUCUAAACACUGAGAAGCUGAAAAGAAAGAGGGACGCCCUUCGCAACACUGCUGAUCAGACUGGAAGAACGGAAGACCUAGCUGAACCAUUCAGACCUUGCGAACGUGAUGCUGCGAUAAAACAGCUAAAGUGCAAGAAGUCUCCUGGCGAAGACGAUAUUCAUCCAGAAUUUCUAAUUAGAAUCGGACCGAAAGCCAAAGAAACCAUGCUGACGCUUUACAACAAAAUCUGA